Messenger RNA from Xenopus laevis (African clawed frog), 692 nucleotides. RefSeq names its product provisional ortholog of lymphocyte antigen 6 complex, locus A2 L homeolog (gene ly6g6e.L). Gene Ontology annotation, cellular component: membrane; plasma membrane. NCBI's taxonomy places the organism in Eukaryota, Metazoa, Chordata, Amphibia, Anura, Pipidae. The record is from RefSeq and is a predicted model, not a curated record. Gene Ontology annotation, biological process: sperm-egg recognition. The coding region runs from base 105 to 473 and encodes 122 amino acids. The transcript is spliced from 3 exons.
AGAGGCAGGCUGUGGGUUUAGAGCAGUGGGCGGGGAUUCCAGUACUAUAAAUGAAAGUAGUGGAAUCACAUUCUUAGUCUGAUUGGGGAAGCAGAUAAGAGACAAUGAAAUCCUGUGGUCUCAUAAUAAUUGCCCUCCUCCUUUUGAGCAGCAAUGCUGCUCAUGCAGUGGAUUGCUACAAAUGUGACUAUGGUGCAUGCUUGUUUCCCACUGUGAAAAGCUGUAGUUUUGGAGAGGUCUGCAUGACACAAACAGCAUCAACUUCUUCCCUGCCAAUAACUGUUCAUAAGAGGGAUUGCUUAUCAUUAUUAUCUUGUGGAAGUGAAUCGUCUGAGACCUACCUGGGCGUAACCGUAAAAGCCACACGUUCCUGCUGCUACAGUAACCUCUGCAAUUCAGCCAUCAAAUCAAAAGUGUCUGUUGUCACUGGUGUGGCUGCCUUGUUGGCCUUGUGUUUUACCAAACUAUUUUGAAUCCAUAAUCUGUUUAAAUUGAUUGUCCUCUUAUGCUGAUGAGUGUUCAGAGUAGCCUUUUUUAUCCUUUACUUACCCUUUCCUUAGAACUUUCCAAUGAAUAGACACCACAUUAAAGGUUUGCAGCUAAUGAUGCAGGUUUUUUUUUUAAUAUUAUUUGAAAAUUCAUGUUUCCUUGUAUUCUGUAAGCAAUAAACUUUACUUCCAUGUAACUGAAAA